UGCAGUUCUGCAUUUUUCUUCCACACCAGGAGCAGUAGUGUUACUGUCUGAAAGAGCUGGGUUUUACGGGGAGUUGUAGCUUGAGUUGAACGCAAAACUUUUUGAAGUAUUUGGAGCAGAUGUAUAGGAAUUACGUGCGGACAUUUGGGUUUUCUUAUGAUAUGUUUUCUUUUUCACUUUGGUGUACUGUUAAUUAUUUUGACUAACUUAAAGUUUUAUUCUCCUAGGUUUCUGGCUAACGAUGCUAACCAAACCCAUGUAACUUAGCCAGCUAGGAUAGCCUACGUUACUUUUUAGGUGAGCAUUCGUACAAGUCAAACUGCUAAUUAGCUCUUUGGAGGAUUGCGACUAAACCCAUACAAGUACUCUGAAUGGCAAGACGUUUUUAACCGCCAACUUUUUUAUAUUCUUUGUCCUUGCUUAUUUUGUGUUUGCUUGAAGUGCGUUUGCGAAUGGCGUUUACACUGUCCAUUCCCCCACGUUAGAGAAUUGCGUUAACGUUAGAUGCCAACGCCUUUUUUUUUAUUAAGUCGUGAUUUUCUUUGUUGCGGUGUGUAAGUUGUAGAAGUUUGACGAGUAAAUUAACGUACAAAAUUUAGAAGCGUGCGUUUUGCCCGAACAUUUUCUCUUCGUCCAUUGCCCGGUUCCAACAAAUAGUUUUGUAGUGACUGGUUUUGAAAAUGGGUUGCACACUAAGCGCCGAGGAUAAAGCGGCUGUGGAGAGGAGUAGAAUGAUAGACCGCAAUCUCCGGGAGGAUGAGAAGAAGGCAUCCAGGGAAGUCAAACUGCUUCUUCUUGGUGCUGGAGAGUCGGGGAAGAGCACAAUAGUGAAACAGAUGAAGAUCAUUCAUGAAGAUGGUUACUCAGAGGACGAGUGCAAGCAGUACAAGGUGGUUGUGUACAGCAACACCAUCCAGUCCAUCAUCGCCAUCAUCAGGGCCAUGGGCAGGCUGAAGAUCGACUUUGGAGACCCUGCCAGAGCAGACGAUGCCAGGCAGCUGUUUGUGUUAGCAGGCUCAGCUGAGGAGGGGGUGAUGACCGCGGAGCUGGCCGGCGUCAUCCGCAGGCUGUGGAAGGACGGCGGCGUCCAGACCGGCUUCAGCCGCUCCAGAGAAUACCAGCUCAAUGACUCCGCUUCCUAUUACCUGAAUGACCUGGACAGGAUAUCUCAGCAGAACUACAUCCCUACUCAGCAAGACGUGUUGAGGACUCGAGUGAAGACCACGGGCAUCGUGGAGACGCACUUCACUUUCAAGGAGCUGUACUUCAAAAUGUUUGAUGUGGGCGGACAGCGCUCCGAGCGGAAGAAGUGGAUCCACUGCUUCGAGGGCGUCACUGCCAUCAUCUUCUGCGUUGCGCUUAGUGACUACGACCUGGUCCUGGCAGAAGAUGAGGAGAUGAAUCGAAUGCACGAGAGCAUGAAGCUUUUUGACAGCAUCUGCAACAACAAGUGGUUUACGGACACCUCUAUCAUCCUCUUCCUCAACAAGAAGGACCUGUUUGAGGAGAAGAUCGCCAAGAGUCCCCUAACCAUCUGCUACCCUGAGUAUUCUGGCUCCAACACAUAUGAGGAGGCAGCCGCUUACAUCCAGUGCCAGUUUGAAGACCUGAACCGGAGGAAAGACACUAAAGAGAUCUACACACAUUUCACCUGUGCCACCGACACCAAGAACGUCCAGUUUGUGUUUGACGCGGUCACGGAUGUGAUCAUCAAAAACAACCUAAAGGAGUGCGGCCUUUACUGAGCGAGCGACACACAGUGGUUGGUGUGACCGCAGCAUGGAGAAAGAGAUGGAUUUUUUUCGGCAGUGCUCUCUUCGAAGGACAGCCAAGUCUUUGCGAAGUGGAGCUAGGUAGAGACAGUUACCAGACUGCACUCAGACACACACACACACACACACACACACACACACACACACACACACACACACACACACUCAGACACCGCUGUUCAACUGAUUUUUAAAAUACGAGGCUUCAUUUUGUACUUAGCCUCCGCCUGUAGCAUCAUAAGUGUUUUUAAGAUUCCCUUUUUUUGUAUUCAUCGUGACGCCAAGCAUUUCAGAAAACAAAUAUGGAUGGAUUUUUUUUUUUUUGGGUUACUUUUAUGUCAUCAUUAGUUAUUUUGUCCUAUUUGCUCUUCUAGUUCUCUGCUGUUAAAUGUUCCCCUCUCUACAGAAUCAGGCCAUACUAUGCACAGGAUUCAAACUGCAAAAGAAAGUUUCAUCUCAGUUUUCUGCUCUUUUUAGUUGUUUUAAGUAUGUUUUUAAUCAUGUUGUCGAAAUUUAUGCUUACCUUUUUUUUGCCAUAAAAACCAUGCCUGUACAACGCAGUCAGUGUAACUGUAACUUAGCAGUAGAUAAGAUUCACAAUGUUCCACAUUUGAUAAAUUAUUAAUAAUUUGAAAGGUAAUCGUAUGGAAAUUUCAUCUGUCUCCUCCUGUGAGAUUGUGGGUAGAAUUGCUCUCUUAUGAAAGGAUUAUGAAAUGUGAUGCCCGUUUUGUGCUAUUUCAUUUUCAGAGUAGAUUUAAUAGCUUGGAUAACCCACAGGGAUGCUACAGGUUUUUUGGGAUUUUCUUUAUUUUACUAACCAAAAAUGGACCACUUUAUAUUAGACAAUAUUUUUAUAUGUAUGUAGCCACUACAGUUUAAUUUGUAUAGUGUGAAUUAUUACCAGUUGCGAGCCUUUGUAAUUGUCUUGCCACACAUGGCUUCUCAGCUAACCCUUUGUAAUACGUUUUUUUUAAUGAAAGUAACCCUGACCUAGUCAUGUGGAAUUUCAGUGCUUGAUAUUUUCGUAGACUUUUAAAAGAGAGGCUUGUUUUCUUAGAUGUUCUUUUUAAUCCUGUGAAUUUCAGUUGAUACAAAGGUUAUAUCUGACCAAACAAGAUGGAGGUUGUAAUUAAACAUAGGUCUACAUGGGAAGAAUUGUUACGUUGUUGAAUGCCCUUGAGCAUGCCUUGUUUCUUUGUACAGAGAUGUUUUGCCAAAUACCUAACAGUUUGUGGGUGUGAGACUGUAGCCCGCAGCCCGCUCAUCUAAAACAGCCUGAACAUUCCCAGAGGACAGUAUCAUGACCUGUCUGGUACUAUUUAACUUUGUCCAGAUAAAUAGUUUUAUCUUAACAUUGUUAGAUAAUGUCACUAAGAAUUCAAUUUUGAUUUUUUUUUUUUUGAUUUUUUUUUUUUUUUUUUAGCUUAAAAAAUAUUAGAGAUUGAAGAGUGCUUUUAUUCCUUUUUGAGAAUUGACCACUAAUAUCUAUUAAAGCACUGCAUCACA
Clupea harengus (Atlantic herring) is the source of this 3278-nucleotide messenger RNA. It is a transcript of the gene gnai3, whose product is annotated as G protein subunit alpha i3. Gene Ontology annotation, molecular function: G protein-coupled receptor binding; GTPase activity; G-protein beta/gamma-subunit complex binding. The record is from RefSeq and is a predicted model, not a curated record. Gene Ontology annotation, cellular component: cytoplasm; heterotrimeric G-protein complex. NCBI's taxonomy places the organism in Eukaryota, Metazoa, Chordata, Actinopteri, Clupeiformes, Clupeidae. Gene Ontology annotation, biological process: G protein-coupled dopamine receptor signaling pathway; adenylate cyclase-modulating G protein-coupled receptor signaling pathway.